Monoraphidium neglectum is the source of this 10014-nucleotide messenger RNA. NCBI's taxonomy places the organism in Eukaryota, Viridiplantae, Chlorophyta, Chlorophyceae, Sphaeropleales, Selenastraceae. The record is from the annotation of a RefSeq genome assembly.
AUGUAUCGAUCUACUCAAAACAAAUUAAGUUUAGAUUUAUUAAAACAAAAACAAAGACUUUUACUUUCAGAUUUUUUUCCACACAAAAAACCAUUCAUGCAUUUUUGGAUUUUUCCUUUAUUAGGUGGUUGUUUUAUGAGUUUAAUGACAUUUCAUAGCGGUAAGGGUUUUAUAAACAAAAAUCAAAACUUUCCAAAUCUUGAUUUUUCAGUAAGAAACGUUCGUAAUUCACGAGAAAACUCUAAACAAAGUAUUUUACAAUUAUAUAAACCAUUAAAAGAUAAUAACGUAAACUUAAAGCUUCUUUUGGGACCUUCUAAUUCAUCUAAAGUACACGUGAGCCGAGGGCUCGUGACUAUGCGGGGGCCAAUGGCUCCACCGACCCCCCAAUCUUUUUCUGAAAUCUUCGAUUCAGGACCCGAGCGUAGCCUCCGAACAAAGCUUUGUAAUGUUAAAGAUGAGGCAUCCAUUGGAACAACAACGAGGAAUCAAUUGUUAACUUUUUACGCAAAUUAUACAAACCAAGAACCUCUUUCGUCUAGAUUAAGACAAGAUUAUCAAAACAUUGUUCUUAAUAAAUUUUUACCUGUUGAGUUCGAAAAAUUAUGUUUAUUUUAUCUAAAUUUAACAAAUCAAAAUUUAAACAUGAAUUCGAAUAAUUAUUUACAAAAUAAACAAAACUAUAAAUAUUUUCUGAAACAAAUAUUACAGCAAAAUAAUUAUCUAAAAAACGAAGCAACAUUCCAUUUGGUUUGGCAUGUAUUAAAAGUGGAACCCAAUAAUGUAUUUUCAGUUCAGCACGUAAACACAAAAAAUAACUUUUUACACAAUUUAGAUUUGAGAAAAUCUUUUAAAAAAGGAUUUUUAGAUUAUUUUCCAAUGGAACAUUUCGCUCAAAAACUCUAUAAUGAAAAUGCUACGUAUUAUUUAAAAAAUUCAAAUUUAAAGUCUUUUCUUUUUUCUAAUUUAAUAAAACAAAUUAAAGAUAUACCACAUAUUUCUUACUAUAACGCUUCUGUUUUGCUAGAUAAAUGGAUAAAAACAUUAAAGUUAAAUUCUAUAACGCAAAACCCUCUAAAAUCAUCUCAAAUAAGCAUGAAUAAUAUCAAUAAUCUUUUGACAAAAGAGACUUUUUCGGAAUUUUGUGACAAAUUGUAUGUGUUAGAACAUUUAUUUUCAAACUCUUCAAAAUAUCAAAACGAUUUGACUUUUUAUUUUUAUACUUUACUCGAAACUUUAAAUAAAAACCAAAACAAUUAUCAAUACAUUUAUUCUCAAAUUAAUCCAAAUUUUAAAAAACUAGAAUCUAAAAAAAUAGCUCAAUUAUUCGCAACUGUUCUCAUUGAUUCUAAAAAAGAUUCUACUUUGAAUUCUUUAAAAAAUUUGAAAAAAAAAUUUCAAAAUGAAUAUCGAUAUCAUCUAAUGAAAGUUCUAUUAAAAAAUUCUUUCUAUAAGACAAAUUCAAAAAAGAAUAUAAUAUCACCAAACUCUUUUCAAACUUUUUCAACAAUGCGGAACGAAGUCCUAGGCCCUGUGGGCCUCGACUUUGCGGGGGCCAACCGUCGAGCCCCAAUGGGUCUAGAGGGGCCGAGGGCCGAAGGCCCUAGCCCGAGACCCAACGGGUCGGGGGGUUCCCCGAGGGCCGAAGGCCCGGGGGGGGAACCCCCCCGCGAACCCAAAUUGACUUUUUUCAAUAUAUCGGACGUCCAAGUUAAAAGAAUUUUGAAUUAUACACUUUUUUUAAAGUUUAUUAAUAACAAACCUUUGCUUCAAGCUAAAACACUUCCUAUUUUGAAAAAAAUUAAAUUGCGCCGUAAAUCAGAGCUACUAUAUAAUUUUACGAAUUUAGUAGAUCCGAUGGUUAUUUCAACACAAAAAAAAAAUUUAAAAAACAUAACUUACGAAUUACUUUUAUUACAAAACUGGAAAACUUUAUUUGCAGAUAUUUGUUAUAUCAAUGUUCUUGAAAAAAAUUUUAAAUAUACAAUUUCUUCUGAUUUAUCUAAAAAAUUUGCUUUAUUCAAAACUGGGGCACAGCGGGGGUCUAGACCCAUAGGUUCUCUAGGGCUUCUAGGGGCCUUUGGCCCCUCGGAAGCCCUCGCAAGCCCCAUGACCUCGGAGGGCAAAGCCUCUGCAAAACAAAAAUUGAUUCAACCCAAAAUAAAAAAAACUCAAGAAUUAAAAUUUUUAACAAAUAAAUUAACUAAAGAAAUCACUUUGUAUUGUAAGUUAAAUACAAUUUCAAAAAAACUUAUCAAUUCUGUUUCUUCGUUAACAGACCAAAACCAAAAAGAUAAUCAACUUAACCAGCUAGUUAUUCAAUAUAAAACACCCAUUUUAAUAGCAAAAAUUCAAAAAGAACUAUUAUCAUUUCCAAAUUUCAAUAACGAGUUUAAUUUAUUAACUGCAAACCCGACAACAACAAAAUUUAAAAACAUUUCUUGGGUUCGAAGUCCAUUGUCUUGGUUUGAAAUAGCUUCAAAACAAAAUGAUUUAAGCAAUCUCAUGUUCUCUUCUCAAAAACUAUGGAAUAAUUUUUCAAAUUCACAAACAACUGUUCCUAUUCUACCAAAUGGGAAAAAAAUAAAUUUUAUUAAAUCAUUAAUCAAAACAAAUACGAAAAAGUUUUUAACUUUCAAAAAUUUAUUAUCUGGAUCAACCUCUUUAAGUGAAGAUACACAACAGCCAAAACUUUGGCCGGGGGGGACCCCGAGGCCCUAUGGGCCUAGAAGCUCCGAAAAAGCUAAAACAAUAACUUUUUUAAUUCAAAAAAAAUCAAAGGGUUUAAAAAAUCAACCUGUUUAUUUUUUAAAAUCAUCCCAAACUACAAAAUUUUUAAAUAAGGAAAACUUGUUUAAAAACUUUCAACACAAAAAUAGAAGACAGUACAAAACCUCGGAUUAUAAUUUUGAAAAACGUCAAUCUGAAAAAAUUUUUAGAACUUAUUUCUCGGUUAAAUCUUUCCAAAAACCUGAUAAAGACUUAUUGCAUAAAAACAAUCGUUUUAAACUAAAUUCAUUAAAAAGUUCCCUAAACUCAUCCAAUUCCUUUCAUUCAAUUCUGCCAGUUUUAAAAAAAUUGAAGCAAAAAGUUAAAAGUCAAACGUUGUAUUACAAACUUAAUAAAGAUUUACUUCGUUUAAAUUCAGUGAACGAUUUGUUAUUAAAAAACCAUGAUUUGAGACUAAGAAACGAUAACUUUAAUCAAAAAUCAAAGAUGACUUCGCAUUUUUCUAAUAAAAUAUGUUUAACAAAAUGUUAUAACGCUAUCAAUUUUAAUAAAGUUUUAUCUAAACAAAACAGUUUAAAUUCUAAAACGUUUUUAAAAAAAUUUGGUGAAAGUUUUAAUUUUUUUAAAAAAGCUGAUUUUUCCCUUAACGAAACUGAAAUUAACCGUUUAGAAAAAAAAAAAGCGGUCCAGAAGAAACGUCGUUUAAAAAAACUCAAACUUGAAAAUCGUCGAAGAAAAAAAAGAAAACGCUUUUAUCCUCGUCCAAAUUAUUUACGUUUUCAAUUGUAUUAUUCUUUUUUAAAAAAGCGCCACUUGUUAACUCGUAACAAGAUUGACUCGAAGACGUUGGAAUUUUUGAUCCAAAGAGGGCGACUGAGCAAAGACAAAAUAAAAAAUCAAAUCGCAAGUAAAAAAUCAAGAUCAAAAUCUUUCCAAGAAAAAAUAUAUCGUCACCAAAAACAAAAAUGGGGAAACGUUUCAUCAGAAUUGUUAUUUUCUGAAAAAUUAUUCUUAAAAAAAAUACCAUUGAGUUGGACAAUUCCAACCUAUCAUGAUCAAGAAUUUUAUAAAAUAUCAAAUGAAACUUUAACAGAAUUUGAACGUUUAUGUUGGAAAUCAUAUUGGUUAAGAUCAAAUUUAACCCCGUAUAUUCGUCGAAUUCAAAACAAUUUUAAAAAAAUGCAAAAAAAAGAAAGUUUAAAACAAUCUAAAAAAACGUUUUCAAUUAUUUUAGAAAAUUUACUAACUUGGCCAGUUUUUUGGAAUAACGAAAAUUUUUUUAAAUUGAAUAACAAACAAGUGAAACAAAUGAAAAAUUUAACUCCUGCGUAUUUAAAUAUAAAAGAAACUUUACAAAAUUCUUUUUUUAAAGUUUCCAACCUGACUCAUUUCAAAAAUGUAGAAAACACAGCAGAAUAUAAUCGCCUUAUUUCUGAACGUAUUACGGAUGAAAUUAAAAAUGUGAAAAGUCAGUUAAAUGUUGAUGGACAAACUCAUGCUCGAAGCUAUAAGGUUGGACGUCAAAAAAUCGAUAAGCCGAUUUCAAAAAAUAUUUGGACUUCGUUAAAUUCAUUUAACAACAAUUUUUUAGAACCAAAAAUUGAAGCUUUUUCUCUUUCUCCGACGCGUCUUAGCGACACUUUUGCACAGAUGAGCGAUUCUUUUAUAAAACCUUUUGGUGAUUUACCAACCUUACGACUUUUGUGGGCUGUUAAUAAAACAAACUUAUUUACUUAUAACGAAAACAAUUUUUCAAGAAAUUUAUGGUCUAUUUAUAAACAUCGUGAACAAACCAAGAAUAAUAAAACAAAAAAAUUUAUUUCUCAAAUUUUUAAUUCUUAUAAUUUAAAUGCAAAAACUGUCGAAACGAUGUCAUUAAAUAAAACAAGACUAGCAUGUAAAAAAAUCUUAUCUUUUGGUGGGUUUAUUUAUGAAAAAAAUUAUAAGUUUUAUUUACGUAAUCUAAAAUAUAAAUUACAAAGAGCACCAAUUUUAACAUCAGAUUUAGUUAAAAUGUCGGGGGGCAAAGCCCCCGCAAACAAAAAAAAUUCUAAUAGUUCUAAAAUUCUGUUGUUGAAUCAAAACAAAACAAUCUUUAAAAAUUUAAAGUUACAGGAAAAAAAUUGGUUUGAAAGUAAUUUAAACCAUAAAUCUCAAAAACGAAUAAUUCAUUUUUGGUGGUCUACUCGACAAGUGAAUCCUAUUGAACAAAUGUUCUCGCUUUGGCUUGCAUCACCAACAAUUUUUUUAGAUUUAGACUUUUAUGUUUCAGAAAAUACAAACUCAAUUAUUGAGCGAGAUUCUUUAAAAAGUAUUAAUCGAGUCUCAGAUCUUAAAUUAUUAGUUGAGAGUCCAAAUCCUGUGUUCAGAACAGAAACAAGUAAAAUUUUACUAAUAACAAGUUUUUGGGUUUGUUCUUUAUUAUUUCAUAUUUCGAUUUUAUUCACAGUUAUACGUAUUUCGGAAAUUCGAAGUCUAGCAAAAUUUCAAUUUUUGAUCCUUUAUAAACUUACUAACAGUUAUUUAAUUUGUUUAUUUUCUAUUUCUGAUCUUUUCGAAAAUUAUAAAACAAAAAUUACUUCUUUAAUAAAAAACACCUGGAGAUUUUCUAGUAAAACUUGCAACAAUUCUAGCUUUUCACAAUUUCAAGAAUUAAAUAGGAAACAUUUUGAAAAAAAAUGGAUUAGACAAAACAGGUUAAAAUUCAUUUAUAAUAAACAAUUUAUGUUAAAUCAGUCAGAAAAAAAAUUGAGUUGGAAAGAUGUAGACAUUCUUAAUGUUCAAAUCCCAAAUUUGCAAAACCUUUCAAACCAAAAAGCGAAGUUAGAAAAUUCAUCUCUUCAACGAUGUUCUAAAUUUCAAUCUAAACAGUUAAUUCAAUCUACAAUUAAUUUUCAUUUCAGUUUUCGAGAUUUUUUUAUUUUCUCGACAAAAAACGAUAAAAAUUUUUCUAAGUCCAAGAUUAUUGAAAAUUUUUUGAUUUUUCAUUCAAUAAAUCCAUCUUUAGAUAAGUUAAAAUUAUUGAAAAAACUUGAUCUAGUAAAUUCUAAGAUUUCUCAAAAUUGGUUUUAUUCGUGGUACACAGGAUUUUUAUGGUAUACGUUUUUUACAUCUUUCAAAAAUUUCAGGUCCAAGAGUCAAAAUAACUCUUUAACUAAGAUUGGCUCGUCAAACAUGAAAGUUAACCCUACUUCUUUAAAAUUAGAAAUGUUUCAAAAAAAAGAGAUUUAUUUCAAAAAAAACUUAAUGAAAACUUUAAAUUUUUCAGAUAAAUUGACAAAAUUUAGUUCUAAAAAAACUUUGCGGGGUUUUACGAGGCCGGGGACAAAGCCCUGGACUAUGCGAAGUCUGGAGGCUUAUCAAAGCCGAGACCCAAUGAGCCGGGAAGCCCGGGGGGGUCCCCCCCAAGACCCAACGGGUCUAGCGGCCCCCAAUAAAGUAAAAAGAUCUUUUUGGAUUGUUCAAUCGAGUAUUCAACUUCAAUCUAUUUUAUCUUUAUUAACACUUUAUUUGACAAAAACAUUUAUCAAGAUUUUUUAUUUUUGUUUUAAUCUAUUUUAUGGCUUUCUCUUUAAGUUAAUUGAUGUGCUUGAAAGCAUUUUGUUGAUUUUUUAUAAAUUUCUAGAAAAACCUGCAGAAUUAAUGGUUGAAUGGAUUGCAGAAAUCUUUUUAAUUGAAUGGUCUUCAGAUUUAACAACUUAUAUACCAGAAGCGUUUGAUAUUUCUAUUUGGAAUUCACUUACGAAAUUUUCUCGUUCUACAAGACCUUUAGGAGGGUUAUUGUUUGGUUUUACGUUUCAAAAAUUUUUUUUAGGCUCGUUAGAAAUUUUUUAUAGUUGGAUGUUAAAGCCUGAUAAAGAUUUAAUUCUUCGUCAAAAAAAAGGUGUUAUUUUCUGGGACAUCUGGGCAGAAAUUUUAAUUCAAGCGGCGGAAAAAUAUAAAAUGAAUCUAUCUUCUUUAACCACAUUAAAAGAAGAACAGGAACUUUUAAUUGAAAAUUUAUUAGCUGAAAAAGAACUUUUACUGAAUAGAACGCAAUUAAAUUUGUUUCAAUCACGAAAUUCAAUAGUUAAGGAAACAAAUUUUUUCAAUUCCGAAACGUUUAAAAAGUCAUUAAUCAAGAUGACACCUCUGAUGAAAUUUUUACAAAUUUACCCCCCAAAUCCGUUCUGGAAUUUAUUACAUUCUUCAAAGUCUUCUAUAUCGGUAGUAAAAAAUAAUCCUUAUAAAUUUUUUGUCUCGGACAAUCAAUUAUUAAGUCUAAGUCAAUUAAAAAUUGACACUCAACCCUCUCUUAGCUUAGUUCAAAAAACUAAGUCUUUAGAUUCAUGGAAAAGAUGGUUUGUUAAUCAAUCUCUAACAACCCAGGGUCGAGAUACGGAUUUAUUUAUGGAUAUUCACCCACCUAAAUCUUUCUUGAACUUAAGUUUUUUAAAAACUUAUUUACCUGCUCAAGAAAUUUUAGGUUCUUUAGUUUGUGAUAUUUAUUCUGGUCUUUUCGCUCAAAAAAUUUCGAAAAACAUUUUAGUAGUUGGUGCACCGGGGGCGGCUAAAAGUUUUUUUAUUCAAGCUUUAGCGGGAGAGACAGAGUUGAAAAUCGUAACUGAUAAUGCUCAUCGAUAUGCAUUGGUUCAGGGUGGUGUACCAGUUGGUAUGAAAUUAUUAAGAGAUGUUUUUGAUUCUAUUGCUCUCCAUACACCAUGUUUAUUUUUAUUGGAAGACAUUCAUGUGAUUGGUGAACGCCGUCCAAUGUUAAUUUCAGAUGAGGAAAACUCAAAAGCAACAGAUUCUACGUUUGGAGCCGAACAAGAAGAAGUUCAUGAAAAAAAUAGAUCAAUUUAUCAAUUAAGUAGACAUUCGAUUUCACAUUAUAAACGGCCUUAUAAAGGUGAUUUUUCUCUUUCAAUCCCUACCAAUCAUUUUUGUUAUGAUUUGUUUUUAGGUAUUAACCCACUUAAAAAACGUCGAUCAGGCUUAACUGCAAAAGGUCCUCUUCCAAUUCGUGAACUAGAAAAAGCAUUAAUGGGUAUAGAAUCUUUACCUUCAAAUAAACAAGAAUUCAUUUCUUUUGACGAAAAUAACAAUACAUCAAAUAGUCAAGCUUUACUAAGUGUAUUACAAAUUUCGACUGAACAGGUUUUUGCUCCUCCUGCAACAUCACCAUUUAACAUUUUACUUAUGAAAGAACAAAAAAAACUUAAACCAAAAAAAUUGGUCAAAGAAAUGCCGUGGAGUGGACUUUCAUACGAUAAGAUUAUGUUGAUCUCAAAAAGUCAUUAUUCGGUUCGUGUAAAGGUGGCUUUAUUAGCUGAAAUGGCAAUGACGAAUUUAUCUAUUAAAUUAGACAUGAUCACAGAUUUAUUGGUUAUUAUAGAUAGUGUUCGAUCUAAUCGAGGAUUUGUUGUAUUUGCCACAACUCAUUUACCUUCUUUACUAGAUCCAGCUUUACGUCGGCCGGGGCGUCUCGAUGAAACCAUUUCAUUACCACUUUUACCUAAUUUAAUGAGUCGUUUUGAAAUUUUCAAAACAAGUUUAUCUUCCUACACUAAAGCAACGGAUUUAUUAGACUAUAGUCUCUUAAGUUCAACAAUUGAACAAAACGAAAAUCAAAUUUAUUCAGCUAUUUCUAAAAGUUUAUUAUUGUUGUUAAACACAAAAAAAAAUUUUAAUGUAUCAAGUAAUUUAUUGAAACCAAAAGUUUUUUCAGGAUUCUUUAAUGAUUUUCCUAUUUAUAGUGUUUCUCAAGCUUUUCAGACUUCAAUAUAUCUUCGUUCUUUAUUAAUUAAUACGUCGCAGAUUAAAAAAUAUUUAACUCAAGUAUCAAAAUCUAAAUUUACUGCAAUUGAAUUUAAAACCAAAAAACAAAAAUCUAGCAUUUAUGAAGAUAAUUUAUACAAUCUUUUAAAUAAAGAAGUUUUUAAUUUUGUUUUAUCUGGAACGGAUAAGUUUAAUUUUAUUGCUUUAACUUAUGCUCAAGCAGGUCAGUUUUUAGUUGAAGCUUUGAUUAUUCAUGAUCAAAGUACUUACUCAUGCAAAUUUUUAACUCAGCUUACUAAAACUCAAGAUAGUUAUAAUACCGAAGAACAGAUUUUUAAAAGCUUAUACAAUUCUAAAAUAGAAUCAAAAAACACUUUAUUAAAGCUUUUUGCAGGAAAAAUAGCAGAAUUUUUUGUAUUAAACAGUUCCUAUUCUCAAAAACUAAAAAGUUUUAACAAUUUUUCAAAUUCUUUUUCGAAAAACAAAUCAAAAUUAAUCUCAUUAAAUAAAAAUGUAAAAGUUGCUUCGUCAUCUGAAGACGAUACUUUAUUCAUAAAAUCAAAUGUAGCUCUUUCACUAAAAAAAGAUUGGUGGUUACAUGCUAGUUCUUUAUUACAAACAAAUCCUUCGCAAUCAAGUUUAUUCGAAAACAUACAAAAUUUUCAAAUGUAUUGGCAAUCAGCAACUGCUUUUUUAGACUCUUUGUUUCAAAAACGUUAUUUAUAUAAUAAGAGCUUUGUUGUUUCUAAAAUGUUAUUUUUUGAAAAUCAGUCUAGUUUACGUGAACCACCAAGCCCUCCGAAUUCUUCUAUUCUUAUGCCAGCAAAAAAAUUUGAAAAUUAUAAACGCACUUUAAAAGAUUUUCUUCAAAAGCCAACGUUAACAAUUAAUGAAAAAAUUCAAAUGCAUCAAAAACAAAGAUUUUUAAAACUUCUUUAUAAUAUCUCUAUUCAAACCUCUUUUACAACUGUGUCUUCUAAACAUUCUGGAGAACAUUUACCAAACUAUCAGACAGAUCAUCAAGAAACAAAUUUUGAUAAUUCGUUUAAAGAAUUAGGAUAUCUAGAUCUUAUGAUGUUAAAACCAACAGCAAGUUAUUGCUUUUACAAAAAUCGUUUCUUAACACGUCACCGAUUCUCGUUUUUAAAUCAAUGGUGGAAUGGACAACUUGCAGAACAUAACGUAGAGACAACGUAUUUAAGUCAUGUUGAUUGGCGUUCAAUGUUUGUACAAUCUAUGGGAGACAUUGUUAUAGAUUUUCCAGAUGCUGAUCAAUAUUAUAACCCAAAAACAAGACGUUGGUUCUUACAUUCAACUUCUUGGAAUUAUUGGUUAAGUUUUGAAAAUAAUAAAAAAGACGAAAUUUCACAACAUUAUAUUCUUUAUUGUUUUACAAAAACAUUUCACCUAUUAAAUUUUAAUCGUGAAUUGUUUGAUUAUUUAGCUUUCCGUUUUUUACGUUAUCAUCAACUUAAAGAGAUUGAUCUUUUACAUAUUUUAAGUCGUUUUUAUAAAACAAAAUUUUAA